AUCAUUACACAAACACUUUCAUACCAAAGACACUCCCAAGUUAAUAUGGCUACAUCACCAACUUACAAGCACUUACUUCUUCUUUUUCUGUUGCUUAGCUUCACAACCAUGACAGCCAGAGCCAGAAGUUUGAGGGAGAUUAAGGAUGAUGCAGUUAAGAAGGGUCAAACUGGUUUGUUUAAGCCACAACAUGAAAGUGCACAAGAGAGCAAUGAUGAGUUGGAUACAAUGGAUUACACACCUGCAAAAAGGAACCCACCCAUUCAUAAUUGAAGUUUUCCAUUUUUUUUUUCUUCAUUUUUUUGUUAGAAAGGGCAUCAAUCUCUCACAGUGCUUAGUUUAUUAAUCUGCAGUCCUAUAUUCUAGGGCCUUCAAUGUAUAGAUAUUGUUUGUACUUUGAAGCUAGGAAAUCCACACUUAAACCAUGAA
This is a messenger RNA of Vigna angularis (adzuki bean), 429 nucleotides long. RefSeq lists its product as uncharacterized. The transcript is spliced from 2 exons. Lineage: Eukaryota; Viridiplantae; Streptophyta; Magnoliopsida; Fabales; Fabaceae. The coding region runs from base 46 to 273 and encodes 75 amino acids. The record is from RefSeq and is a predicted model, not a curated record.